Molecule: messenger RNA, 318 nt
Organism: Parathielavia appendiculata
Lineage: Eukaryota; Fungi; Ascomycota; Sordariomycetes; Sordariales; Chaetomiaceae
Exons: 4
Coding region: 1-318 (105 amino acids)
Biological process (GO): mitochondrial respiratory chain complex IV assembly
Cellular component (GO): mitochondrial intermembrane space
Source: RefSeq, a predicted model, not a curated record
AUGAGUACGUUCGGGAGCCCCGGGCCGUUACCGUCCUCGAAACCCGUCCCACCUCAGAGGGGAAGCUUUCCCCUAGAUCAUGAUGGCAAGUGCACAUGCAAGAAUAUUAUGAUGUCGUACUUAAGCUGCAUCAAAAAAGUCAAAGGCGUGAACGAAGGCGAGUGUCGGAUGCUAGCCAAAUCGUACCUGGCUUGCCGGAUGGACCGCAACCUCAUGGCAAGAGACGAUUUCAAGAACCUGGGGUUUAACGAUAAGACGCCAGCAAAACAAGGCGAUGGCGGCGGCGGGACAGGAGUCAAAGGAGAGCUCCGUUGGUGA